AGCCCCUAUUGUUAAUUACUCCAUACUCGCAUUUCUCGGCCGUCUGUCUCCUUGAGCUUCUCUCGUCUUCCUCCGGGCCCAAACACGAUGGCGGGCGGGGUAAAGAAACCGGUUAACAUCUUCAAGCUGAAAAACCAGGAUGUGCCCAAAGAAGUCUUCAACUGGAGACUCUGGUUCUCCGUCUUCUCCUUUGCUCUCCUGGGUGCGGCCCGCGGCGUCGACGAGGGCCUAAUCAGCGGCGCCUUCAACAGCGAGCACUUCCAGCGGUCGAUCAACUACAGCUCGUACUCCAAGGUUGAGCAGGCAAACAUCAAGGCCAAUGUCUCGGCCAUGGUCCAGAUCGGCUCCGUCGGGGGCGCCCUCAUCGCCUUUCUCGUCUGCGACCGGAUUGGCAGAAUAUGGGCCACUCGACAGCUGUGCGCCCUCUGGAUCCUCGGCAUCGCCAUCUUCAUGGGCUCCAAGGGUAACCUCGGCGCCAUCUAUGCUGGGAGGUUCAUCGCCGGCCUCGGCGUUGGUCAAACGCCGGUCGUAGGUCCCGUCUACAUCGCCGAGAUCACGCCGGCCAGCAUCCGCGGACUCUGCACUUGUCUCUUCACCGGCUUCGUCUACAUCGGCAUCGUCCUGGCAUACUUCACCAACUACGGCUGCCAGGUCAACAUGGGCGAGACCACGGCCGUCCGCUGGCUCGUCCCGACCAGCCUGCACAUCAUGUUCUCGGGCCUGAUCCUCAUCCUCACCCUCUUCCAGUCCGAGAGUCCGCGCUACCUCAUUAUGAAGGACAAUCAUGAGCAGGCGCUCAAGACGAUGGCGCGCCUGCGCAACCUGCCGCCGCACCACGAAUACGUCGCCGGCGAGAUCGCGGCUAUCAUGGACGCCCACCGCCAAGAGACCGAAGCGGUCAGGCAGACGGGCUGGCUGGGGACCCUCAAGGAGGCCUUCCUGGACCCGGGCAACCUGUACCGCGUCUCGCUGACCAUCGCGGCGCAGAUCCUGUCGCAGUGGUCCGGCGCCGGCUCCAUCACGCUCUACGCGCCCGACCUGUUCCACCUGCUCGGCAUCGCCGACAAGAACACCAACCUACUCGUCACGGCCGUCUUCGGCCUCGUCAAGCUCGUCGCCGCCGUCAUCUGCUCCCUCUUCCUCGUCGACGUCAUCGGCCGCAAGCGCUCCCUCCUCCUCGGCAUCGCCUUCCAGGCCGUCGCCAUGGUUUACGUCGCCGGUUUCCUGACGGUCAUGCCGCAGCUCAGCAUGCACCAGGAGAACGCCGCGGCCAUGACCGGGUCGCAGCUGGCCGCCUCCAGGGGCGCCGUGGCCAUGAUUUACAUUUCCGGGUUUGGGUGGGCUUUGGGCUGGAAUAGCAUGCAAUACCUCCUCACGGCAGAGCUGUUUCCGCUGCGGAUCAGGGCGUUUUGCACCUCGCUGGCCAUGACGUUCCACUUUGCGAAUCAGUACGGCAAUUCGAGAGCGGUGCCAAACAUGCUGCUACCCGUCGCCGAUGGCGGCAUCUCGGCCCAGGGAACCUUCUGGUUCUUUGCUGCCGUGACCGUCCUUGGCGGACUGUGGGUGUGGUUUGCCGUGCCCGAGACGUCGGGGAGGAGCCUGGAGAGCAUGGAUCGCUUGUUCAGGUUGCCGUGGUACAAGAUUGGCCGGCAUGGCAACCGGGAGGCCGAAUUGGAGGACGCGAGGGAGCUCAGUGAGAAGGCCGACAAGCAGCAGGCUCAGGAACUGGAAGUGGCCGUGUCGACGAGGCACUGAGCAGCCGAGGGCAAAGCAUGAUUCAGGAUCGGGGUCGGGUGUUGCGUGCUUGCUAGGGAGCUAAUUAGCCGUUCGGUUGGGUUUCCGUGUAGCACGUUCAACCCAUAUCGAAGAACGAAAGAAGAGAAUCCGCUGGUCGUGGUGGGUCAAGAAGGGCAGGAGCCCAGUGUUCCUCUCAUCAGCACGCAAGUUCCAGCAUCCCGGCUUUCAAUCUUACUGUUCCGGCCCGAUCCACCAAG
Messenger RNA from Thermothelomyces thermophilus ATCC 42464, 1994 nucleotides. RefSeq lists its product as uncharacterized. Gene Ontology annotation, molecular function: carbohydrate:proton symporter activity. The transcript is spliced from 3 exons. Gene Ontology annotation, cellular component: membrane. Gene Ontology annotation, biological process: transmembrane transport; carbohydrate transport. The coding region runs from base 88 to 1755 and encodes 555 amino acids. The record is from RefSeq and is a predicted model, not a curated record. Lineage: Eukaryota; Fungi; Ascomycota; Sordariomycetes; Sordariales; Chaetomiaceae.